AAAAAAUUUAGAGUUCUUUGAUUCAAGAAAUCCAUCCAAAAAAUGUCUCUGAUUCCAAGCUUCUUUGGCAACCGACGCAGCAACAUUUUCGAUCCAUUCUCUCUUGACAUUUGGGAUCCUUUUGAGGGCUUCCCUUUCUCAAGUUCAGUAGUCAAUAUCCCAAGUUCUGCCCGCGAAACUUCUGCAUUUGCAAAUGCUCAUAUAGACUGGAAAGAGACUCCAGAGCCCCAUGUAUUCAAGGCCGAUCUUCCUGGGCUAAAGAAGGUGGAGGUUGAAGAAGGUGGAGUGCUCCAGAUAAGUGGAGAGAGGAGCAAAGAGCAAGAGGAAAAGGAUGAUAAGUGGCAUCGCAUGGAGAGGAGCAGCGGCAAGUUCCUUGGCCGGUUUAGGCUGCCAGAAAAUGCAAAGACGGAUCAUGCAUGGAGAGGACAAACAAAAUUUCUGGGCUGGAGACCUAAUGCGGCUCCGCCCCUGAUGACAUUCAUGACAAAAUGUAUCGGAUACUCAAGCAACAUUGACGCAACAACAAUGCGGUGUGGACAAGAUCGGGCCAAACCAUUACCCCAUUUGUUGUUGCUUCAAAAUACAAACACAAAACAUAGAAGCGAGUGGCGGUGUCAUCUCUUGUUCGAGGAUAUGAGAGCGGCGACUUCAACUCCGGCAUCACGACGCAGCAACUUAAGGUGGUUUUUGUGCUCUCGUGAUGGUGCUGUUUGGGUGAUAAUGGUUGUGAUUUUGGUUACGGUGGUGAGGUUGUGGUGA
Molecule: messenger RNA, 759 nt
Organism: Olea europaea var. sylvestris
Lineage: Eukaryota; Viridiplantae; Streptophyta; Magnoliopsida; Lamiales; Oleaceae
Product: 17.8 kDa class I heat shock protein-like
Exons: 2
Coding region: 43-759 (238 amino acids)
Biological process (GO): response to hydrogen peroxide; response to heat; response to salt stress
Source: RefSeq, a predicted model, not a curated record